This is a messenger RNA of Acanthochromis polyacanthus (spiny chromis), 2306 nucleotides long. It is a transcript of the gene siae, whose product is annotated as sialic acid acetylesterase. NCBI's taxonomy places the organism in Eukaryota, Metazoa, Chordata, Actinopteri, Pomacentridae. Bases 117 to 1688 code for a protein of 523 amino acids. Gene Ontology annotation, biological process: carbohydrate metabolic process. The transcript has 10 exons. Gene Ontology annotation, molecular function: sialate O-acetylesterase activity. The record is from RefSeq and is a predicted model, not a curated record.
GGAUGACGUUACGUGGAGACUGUGGAGGAUCCAGUUUGUCCUCGCGCACAGUCUAUGCUGAGAGCAGGUCAAUCAGUAAUAUCUUUAAUUAGGCGUCAUGUGUGUGGGUGUGUAAUAUGAGCGUGUCAGCUGACCCGAAUGACAGAACUUUCAGCUUUUCGUAUGCGUCGGUUGUCUGUAUCAUGGCUGUGACACUUUGUGUUGUUUUCAUACUUCUGGUUUCUUUCCACGGCUGUGAUGGGAACCUGAGCUUCGCCUCCUACUAUGGAGACCACAUGGUGCUGCAGAAGUCUCCGGACAGAGCUGUGUUGUGGGGGUUUGGUCCUGAGAAUGAGCAGGUCACCGUCUUCUUAUCAGGACCAGUGACACAGAAAACUUUGGUCACAGUCACAGGAGGCAUCUGGCGAGUCACUCUAGACCCUGUCGAUGCUGGUGGUCCCUACAAUGUGACAGCAAGUUCUUGGGGCAGCAAAGCUACACUGACAGACGUGCUGUUUGGUGAUGUCUGGCUCUGUGGAGGGCAGAGCAACAUGUUCUUUAAAAUGUCUGAGAUUUUCAAUGCAUCAGAGGAACUGGCCCUCUCGGCUAACUAUCCUCAUGUGAGACCUUUCAUGGUAGCCUUGAAGAGGAGUGAAAUUGAGCUACUUGAUCUGAUUCAAGUGGAACUCCCCUGGUUUGAGCCCACAGCAACUGCUCUCAGAGAGUUUUCUGCAGUCUGCUGGCUCUUUGGACGUUACAUGCAUGACAAGUUGAAGUACCCCAUAGGACUAGUGGAGUCCUGUUGGGGAGGCACACCAGUCGAAGCCUGGUCAUCUACAAGAGCCCUGCAGAAGUGUGGACUGGAAAAAACUGAAGACGUUGACAUAGAGAGCAAUUCUGUUUUGUGGAAUUCAAUGAUCCAUCCACUGCUCAAUAUGACCAUCAGAGGAGCCAUCUGGUACCAAGGUGAGGCAAAUGCAGUCUAUCAUCAGGACAACUACAACUGUUCCUUCCCUGCUAUGAUCGAUGACUGGAGGAUGGCAUUUCACCACGGCUCAGGGGGGCAGACGGCUCUCGACUUUCCCUUUGGGUUUGUCCAACUGUCCACCAACAAAAAAUACUCCACAGAUAACGGCUUUCCAAACAUCCGCUGGCAUCAAACGGCAGACACUGGCUUUGUCCCGAACCCCAGGAUGAAGAAAACCUUCAUGGCUGUGGCUUUGGAUUUACCAGAUGAAACUUCACCCUACGGCACGAUCCAUCCACGAGACAAACAGGAUGUAGCUUACAGACUGACACUGGGUGCCAGGGCAGUGGCUGAUGAUGAAAGGGACGUGACCUUCCUUGGACCUUUCCCCAGCCAAAUCGCGUCCAAUCAAAUGUACGUCCACGUUACCUACGACCAAAAAAUCUCGGUCACGCCGUCCCAUGACAUUUUUGAGAUCUGUUGCUCAGAGAUAUGGGCUCCAUGCAGGCCUGACUCCCUCUGGCUUCCAGCUCCGAUCAUACAGUGGGGUCCAAACACCAUCCAGUUAUCUGCAGCUCAGUGUCUGUUCUCCGGGGAAGUCGCUGCUGUUCGAUAUGCAUGGAAAGACUGGCCUUGUGACUUUAAAGCCUGUCCAGUCUAUGGUGACAGUGGGAUUUUGCCUGCACCUCCUUUCAUUAUCAGUCGCUAUGGGGACAAAGCAAGCAUGUGGAAAAGCUACUGAGCCAGAAACUGGGAGAUGGUAUUAAAAAAAAAAAAAGAUCAUUUAUGUUUAAGGUUCUUGAAGUUUAGGUGAUUGGGCAGAAGUGUAGCGGGGUUUAUCUAAACUUACUGUAAUUUCAAGACUUGACAAACGGUGCAGAGAUUAAAUUACAGCAAUACUGACAGCAAGUAGAAUUUAGAUCAUUUGUCACCUUUUCACUGAGAAGUCCAUUUUGAUUAGUCACUUAGUGGUUCAAUCAAUUUCCAUUUUUUUAACAAAGAAAUCAAUAUAUUGUUUGAGAGUGGGGCAGUCGGCCCCAUGAACUACAAAAAAAGUCCCACUUCAUACUGUCUGAAUAUCACGUUUAUCCUGACAUGCAUUCAAAGUUGUCUUUGCCCCAGUUUAUCACAAAGUGAUAUCCAUUUGUUCAUUCCAAUGUCUUGUCUUACCAGAAUGAAUGACCUUUACACCGAUGCUACUACAUUUGUCUCAGGCUGAACUCAACAGCAUUUUUAUAUAUUUUUAAAAGGUCAUUCUCUUAUAAAAACACUGAAAAUGUCUGUAUAAUUUUGAUGUGAUUGUUUCUUUUAUAUACAAUAUAUUCUGGUGCAACCACUGCAAAUAAAUACUAAACUGUGA